GCGGUGCGGGCAUUCCCACCAUUGGCAGUCCCGGCAGGCCAGCUAGCAACAUACAGAGAGAUGUUGUCUCUCCCCAUGGAACUUGCGGGGGGAGGAGGGUUCAGUCAAAUCUGUCUGUGGGUUUGGGGUCUCGCCGACGCAUGCGAUGCGGUCGAUCUUGUCGAGAUCUCAGACAAGGAGGAGAGACACGGGACGGAGAGACAUUGUCAAAACGGCAAGCAUCGUCACCCGUUUCGUCGCCAUCAAACGCGGUUACCUCAUCUUGCCGCGGCUCUUCCGUGGGCUGGCAGACAUCCCAGACGCGCUCAUUCCGUAACAUCGCGGCAAUUUCACACUAAACUUGGAGAACUUGGGGGAGAGAGACGCUGCGCGGAGCAGGGGGCCCAUCUGCCAGCCUGAGAGGGCUGAGUCGUAUGACAAGCAUCUGGCCGCCCUACCAAUUAACCCGAGGCCAGCAACGAUGGCGGGUGACGGAACCCCAGCUCGGUUGAUGCCCUUUGAAGGACUGCCUUGCAUUUUUUCCCUAAUAACCUCCGUGCCCAACACCCUUUGCACCCAUGCUCGCAG
Colletotrichum navitas is the source of this 567-nucleotide messenger RNA. RefSeq lists its product as uncharacterized. The record is from RefSeq and is a predicted model, not a curated record. The transcript has a single exon. NCBI's taxonomy places the organism in Eukaryota, Fungi, Ascomycota, Sordariomycetes, Glomerellales, Glomerellaceae. The coding region runs from base 61 to 399 and encodes 112 amino acids.